UCGAAAGGCAAGAGGGUACACUCGCUGUCUCUCUGAAUGACUCUUUGCAAAGUGUCCACCGUUGUCCAGUCCUAUCCAAACAUGAUCGACAAGGGAUAGCUCUGAUUCAUGUAUCGGAAGUACUAUUUAGUAGAGGUUGUUCUUCUGCUCCUUCUAUCCCAUGGCGGUUGGAACGGACCCUCAGUCACUUUACUUUCUUGUACUUCUGAAACCUCAAAACUCGUCAGAGAUGUCGUCCAAAAGCGGUUUCUGUCAGUUGUGGAUCGGUACAGGGUGUCCCUUCCCCUGGAAUGCCCCCUGCAUCCCCGAAGGGACAUGUUCUGGUGGCUACAGACGGAGCUUGAGGCCACCAAGAUCGAGGGCGAGGAAACGUGGCACUGCCCGGUGUGCGGCCAAAAGUUUAGAUGCCAGAACACUUUCGUCACGCACUGGGAUGCCUCGCAUGCCAAGACACUCGGAAUGGCCGAAGAGACGGUGUGCCUCGACGACUUCUGCGAUGUGUUUCGGUGCGACGUUCUUCGGAAGCGAAUGCUAAAACAAAGGAUGGAAGAGGAAGAAGAACUGAGCAAGACGGCGAAGCAGCAGCCCCCUUCAGGCUUCCAGAGCCUCACCCUUGUGAAGCACAGGACCCAGGAGCCCGAGGAAGAAGACGAUGACAUCAGAGAGAAAAAGAGGAAUUGCAAACCGGAAGAGAUGAGCCGCAUACACAACAAGUGCAGGACUCUGAUCAGACAAUGCACAAUUGGUAUGCUGGUUAAUAUGUCAUCGAAGGACUUUCAAGACAUCGAAGAUGACUUGGAUCAAUCCAUCUGUUCCUUCCUCACAUGCGAUAAAUAUUGGGAUGACUUUGAUUCUCAUGUACACCGAGUACCAGUUCUAGUCAUAACUAUUCUUGGAUUAAUUGUCAUCAGCUUGUUCUGCUUUUGCUACUAUGGAUUAUGGAUCCUGUUAGAGAAAACCCCUCUAAAUAACAGCCAAGUGUGCUGCAGCUGCCAGAAGUCGUCCGACAUCCGCUAUAGACAGAAACAUCACAAGCGCAAAUACAAACAAAAUUCUACUGGAUACAAGCCUCUUCAAAAUUCUCCAGAAUUCCCAGGAAGACAAAAUCCCCCCGAAUCAGACUCCAGACAAAUUGCUCUUAAAGGUUCUUCUCGACAAGGUUCUCCGGAAUACAUUGUAAGACAGAACUCUCCCGAGUACAUAACCAGACACGAUUCUCCCGAAUACAUUUCAAGACAAAAUUCUCCUGAAUACAGUUCCAGACAAAAUUCUCCUGAAUAUGUCUUUAGACAAGGAGUUCCGGAGAUUUAUGUUACAAGACAAAAUUCACCGGAGUAUAUUACAAGACAAAAUUCACCAGAAUAUCAUCCGAGACAAAACUCACCAGAGUACAUAACAAGGCAAAAUUCUCCCGAAUACAUGGCCCAACAUAAUUCAACACCGUAUGCAACCAGACAAAAUUCUCCCGAAUAUAUAUCAAGACAAAAUUCACCAGAAUAUAUAUCGAGGCAAAAUUCUCCAGAAUAUGUAUCGAGGCAAAAUUCUCCAGAAUAUGUAUCGAGGCAAAAUUCACCAGAAUAUAUAACAAAACAAAAUUCUCUAGCAUAUGUAUCGAGGCAAAAUUCACCAGAAUAUAUAACAAAACAAAAUUCUCUACAAUAUACAACAAAGCAAAAUUCUCCGGAAUAUAUAUCAAGGCAAAAUUCGCCAGAAAGUCUACCAAAACAAACUUCCCCCGACUAUCUAGAAAAACAAAAGCCUCAAGAUUUCAUAACAAAACAAAAUUCUCCAGAAUCUAUGGCGAGACAAAAAUCUCCAGAAUAUAUUAAAACAAGGCAAAACCCACAAGAGAAUUAUUAUUCACAAAAUCCUUCUGAAUUUUAUUAUAAUCAGACUUCUACCGAUUUUCGAAACACUCAAAAUUUAUCUGGAAAUCAAUUUCCACCGAAUUAUCCUGAACUUCAGUAUAAACAAAGACCAUCACAGCUACAAUGCAAACAAAAUUCCUCUGAAAUUAACCAUCAAAAAGAUAAUUCUGAGUUUCAGUAAAUUCUAAAGAUCUCUUGAAAGCACAACUAAGAACAAAGAAAAUAAACUGUGAUUAUGCAAAACACAAUUCAAAUAUUUUUAUAUCAAUACAAAUAUUCUUACUUCAAGCUAUUCAAAAUUGUAACAUUCAAAAUUAAUUAAUUAAAUAUUUAAUUAAAAAUUAUCUUAAUAGAAUUAAUAAG
Argiope bruennichi is the source of this 2231-nucleotide messenger RNA. RefSeq lists its product as uncharacterized. The transcript is spliced from 8 exons. The record is from RefSeq and is a predicted model, not a curated record. The coding region runs from base 109 to 2049 and encodes 646 amino acids. NCBI's taxonomy places the organism in Eukaryota, Metazoa, Arthropoda, Arachnida, Araneae, Araneidae.